Molecule: messenger RNA, 924 nt
Organism: Oncorhynchus tshawytscha (Chinook salmon)
Lineage: Eukaryota; Metazoa; Chordata; Actinopteri; Salmoniformes; Salmonidae
Gene: kcnk7
Product: potassium channel, subfamily K, member 7
Exons: 3
Coding region: 1-924 (307 amino acids)
Biological process (GO): stabilization of membrane potential; potassium ion transmembrane transport
Cellular component (GO): membrane
Molecular function (GO): potassium ion leak channel activity
Source: RefSeq, a predicted model, not a curated record
AUGAUCUGUUGGGUCGACUCGUCCCAGAGGUUCUGUCGGAAGCAUGCCUUCUGGUUCCUGCUCCUCAGCUACGUCCUCUUCACACUCUUUGGGGGUCUGGUGCUCAUGGCUAUUGAGCAGCCCCAGGAAAACAAGCUCAGAGCACAGGUCCUUGAACUCCGAGAGAACUUUCUGAGGGACAACUACUGCGCACCGGAGAGCAGGCUGGAUACAAUUAUCGUGAAAGCGUCCUUUUCUGCUAAUCGAAACAUUGCUGUCUUAGAUGCACACAGAGAUGAUUGGAGCUGGGAUUUUAUCUCGUCCAUGUUCUUUGUGAUCAAUGUUUUGACUGUCCGUGGUUAUGGUAACUCCAGUCUCCUUUCUGAUGACGGAAAACUUUUCUGCAUCUUCUACUGCCUGCUGGGAAUCCCCCUCACCCUUUAUGUCCUCUCCUGCCUGUCUGACCUCAUGCUGCCCAUCCUUACCCAUGGCCCUGUGCGCCACCUCCAGACCUACUGGGGCCUGCCCUACGGCCAGGCAGUGCUGCUCCAUGCCAGCCUCUUCUCUCUGGUCCUGGUGAUACUCUUGUUCCUGCUGCCCGCUACCAGCCUCUGCUACCUGAAGCCAGAGUGGAGCUUCCUGGACACCCUGUUCUUCUGCGUGGUCACCCUCAGCACCAUCGGCCAGGGGGACUACCUACUGGGGAAAAGGCGCAACAAGGCGACCAAGGAGUGCAUGGAAUUCCUCACCUCCUGUUAUUUAAUGGCUGGCAUCGUGGCGAUUCUGACUUUCCAGGAGACUGCCACGGAGGUGCCACAGGUCCAAGCAGUGUUCCGGCUGUUCUGUGGACCCCAAGACAGAGCAGUGAAGGGAACAGACGGGGAUGAGAUGAUGCUCAGUGAAGAGGACUCUGGACCCAGAGGAGCUCCAGUACACACUCCCUGA